Messenger RNA from Hippocampus comes (tiger tail seahorse), 4398 nucleotides. RefSeq names its product myotubularin related protein 3 (gene mtmr3). Gene Ontology annotation, molecular function: phosphatidylinositol-3,5-bisphosphate 3-phosphatase activity; phosphatidylinositol-3-phosphate phosphatase activity; metal ion binding. Gene Ontology annotation, cellular component: cytoplasm; membrane. Gene Ontology annotation, biological process: regulation of autophagy; phosphatidylinositol dephosphorylation. Lineage: Eukaryota; Metazoa; Chordata; Actinopteri; Syngnathiformes; Syngnathidae. The record is from RefSeq and is a predicted model, not a curated record. Bases 314 to 4063 code for a protein of 1249 amino acids. The transcript is spliced from 21 exons.
AUAAACACGUAAAGUUGGGCUUGGAGAAUUUGCGAUAAUGGCGACGUUGGCUCCGUACUGGAAAGGGGCACAGUCAAGCUAGCCUCGGCUCGGACAUGACUUACGUUUAUUCGCCGCGGUUUCGUUUUCUGCUCGUCAACUGCACGGGUUUCGGAUGAUUCUGUGGCAUUGAAGCGUCUCCUCGCUCGUUUGACUGAUUUCCAUGUCUUAAUUGUGAACUUCUGAACAGGAUCAUUUGGACUACUCAUUCUCCAUCACUGAUUGUUUGUGGCUCCUCCAGGUCAGGCUUCCUCCCAGUUGGGUGACCCGCACCAUGGAGGAGGAGGGGCAGAAGAGCUCGGAGUGUAUCCAGGCCAGUCAAAUUUUCCCAAAGAAAUCCCCUGUCCUGGAGGAAGAAAACAUGCAGGUGCCCUUUCCUGAGCUGCAUGGGGAGUUCACGGAGUAUGUGGGGAGGGCAGAGGAUGCCAUCAUUGCAAUGUCCAACUACCGUCUACACAUCAAGUUCAAACAGUCUGUUGUCAACGUGCCUCUGCAGCUCAUUGAGUGUGUGGAGUGUCGUGAUAUGUUCCAGCUGCAUGUCACCUGUAAGGACUGUAAAGUUGUUAGGUGUCAGUUCUCCACUUUCGAGCAAUGUCAGGAAUGGCUGAAGCGUCUCAAUGCAGUAGUGCGCCCCCCCUCUCGCUUGGAGGAUCUCUUCUCAUUCGCCUUUCACGCCUGGUGCAUGGAUGUGUACGCCGGAGAGAAGGAGCAGCACGGAGAGCUUUGCAGACCAGGUGAACAUGUGACCUCCUGGUUCAAGAAUGAGGUGGAGAGGAUGGGCUUUGACACUCAAAAUGCCUGGAGGAUAUCUGACAUCAACAGCAAAUUUAGGCUUUGCCCCAGCUAUCCCCAGCAGCUUCUUGUACCGGCCUGGAUCACUGACAAGGAACUGGAAAAUGUGGCAGCAUUCCGUUCCUGGAAGAGGUUUCCUGCAGUGGUAUAUAGGCACCUGAGCACAGGAGCUGUGAUCGCCCGUUGCGGCCAGCCAGAGGUCAGCUGGUGGGGCUGGCGAAAUGCAGAUGAUGAGCACUUAGUUCAGUCCAUUGCCAAGGCCUGUGCAGUGGACAGCAGUUCUCACAAACACCUCCCCAAUGGAACCUACGUCAACGGCUCCGAAUUGCCUGAUACUGACUUUGAGUCCUCAAUGACCAACAGCUCAGAAGUGGAGACAAUGGCCAUCCAGCCACACAAAUUGCUGAUUCUAGAUGCCAGGUCCUACGCAGCCGCUGUUGCCAACAGGGCAAAGGGAGGAGGCUGUGAAUGUCCUGAAUACUAUCCCAACUGUGAGGUGGUGUUCAUGGGCAUGGCCAACAUCCACUCCAUACGCAAGAGUUUCCAGUCGCUACGUUUCCUCUGCACACAGAUGCCGGAUCCAACAAACUGGCUAUCUGCACUGGAGAGCACAAAGUGGUUGCAACACCUGUCCCUGCUGCUAAAGGCAGCCCUGCUGGUGGUCAAUGCAGUGGACAGGGACCAAAGGCCUGUUCUGGUGCAUUGCUCUGACGGCUGGGACCGGACACCUCAAAUUGUUGCACUGUCCAAGCUGCUGCUUGACCCGUACUACCGCACCAUAGAGGGCUUCCAAGUUUUGGUUGAGAUGGACUGGUUGGACUUCGGCCACAAGUUUGCUGACCGAUGUGGCCAUGGUGAAAACUCAGAGGAUGUUAAUGAGCGCUGUCCUGUCUUCCUGCAAUGGCUGGACUGUGUUCACCAGCUGCAGAGGCAAUUUCCAUGCUCCUUUGAGUUUAACGAGGCCUUCUUGGUGAAGCUGGUGCAACAUGCAUACUCCUGUCUCUUCGGCACUUUCCUGGGUAACAGCGGCAAAGAGAGGGAAGACCGACAUGUUCAAGAGAGGACAUGCUCAGUGUGGUCCCUGCUGAGACCUGCCAACCGCACACUAAGGAACAUGCUGUACUCCUCACACUCUGAGACUGUUCUCCACCCAGUGUGUCAUGUGCGCAAUCUGAUGCUAUGGACCGCAGUCUACCUGCCCAGCUCCUCCCCUACCACCCCUUCUGAAGAUUCCUGUGCGCCAUAUCCUUUGCCUGGCAGCAACUCCGAGGAGGCACCUCUGGGCAGAUGUACGAAGACACGCUCCUUCGAUAAUUUGCCAAGUGCUUGUGAGCUGGGAAGUUCACUGGCUCCUAACCGCCGCUCCAGCGACCCAAGCCUCAAUGAGAAGUGGCAGGACCACCGGCGCUCUCUGGACCUCAACAUGGCAGUCGGGCCAGAUGAAGGUGGAGACCAGGAUCAUGAUGUGCAGUGUAAUGGAUUAGGCCUUUACGCAAACAGAAUAGACUCUGAGCUGGAUGCCAGCCCGGAUCCCCAGCAGUCAUACUCUGAGUUGGCUGAGGCAGCCUUCAUGCACUCUGCAACAACUCAAGAGGAAGCUGAGGAGGCGGAACUGUCUGUGGCGGUAGGUGUGGCCGCGGGCCAGAUGGAGAACAUUCUUCAAGAAGCUACUAAGGAGGACAUGGAAGCAGAUGCUCAGAGAGUUGGAAGUGCUGCUGUCACCCACGUCAUUAACGCAGCUGUUGUGGAGGAGGAGACGGGCUCAAGAACUGAUGCUCUUGAUCAUGAUAAUGAUGUUGAUGGUGAUCACUCUGUCAACAAGAAUGAGAUACAUGAAGUGCUGGCUAAUGGUCACUAUUUGGAAAAUGGUUGUGCAGAGGCUGAAGAGAAUCCUGAUUCUUCUGCUCUUCCUGCACCGACAGCAGAAGAGGUGCAGCACCUGAGAGAUGAAGAGGCCCAAACACUCGAACAUCUGACGACAAAGCAGGCUCUGGAGAAUUGUUCUGUACAGCUGGAACAUGCUCAUGAAUACCUUGACUCAAGUUCAGGCGAGCCAAAGCCACCUGCAGCUCAAAGAACUCUGAUGAACGGCUUUGCUCACCAGGCACCUGAGGAAACUGAAGGCGAUGAGGAAAAUUGCCCUCCUUGUGACCCUGACAGAGGUUUGUCAGAGUUAGGGGAACAGGCAGAGAAGAGGGCCUCACUGAUGGAAAGCUCCACAGAGACUUUAACAGAGGAGGUCUGCGGCAGGUUUGAACUCCCCGCACAGCCUCCUGUCUGUCAGAGCCGUCAGGCCUGCAGCAAUGGCAAGGGCCCCCCGCCUCCCUCCAGGAAGGACAAAGUGCUGGAGACCGACGAACACAGCUUUAUCAGAACUUUGAACGGGGGCAGCAAGCGACCCUCUGUCAGUGCCUUUCAGUAUGCAAGUGCUGACCUCACACGCGACGGACUUUGUAACAGUGACAGUUCUGACGGGGAACCUUGCGGAGGACCUCACUGGGUCAAAGCUAAUGGCGAGCGGACCCUGCUGAGCCGUCAGGUGUCCUUGGCAAGUUGCAACUCCCUAAUUCUUCACCACAGAGGCAGCUGCUCGCAACAACGUUGGUGCCACGCCCAACUGGGCCGGCCCGCUCUCAGCCCAGAGCAGCCGUCGCGCAGCCACCUGGAUGACGACGGGCUGAUGCUGCACACAGAUGUCAUCCAGCAAAGACUUAGGCAGAUUGAAGCUGGGCACCAGAUCGAAGUGGAGACGCUGAAGAAGCAGGUACAGGAGCUGUGGAAUCGCCUGGAAAAUCAGCAGCACGCCAGCUCCUAUCGGGUCAACGGAAACGGGGGAGAUGAACUGACCUUGAUAACAGACUCGGAAUACAACAUGGACCCCAACUGUCUGUCACGCUGCAGCACAGAGCUGUUCUCCGAAGCCAGCUGGGAGCAGGUGGACAAGCAGGACACUGAGGUUACCCGCUGGUACCCUGAUCAUUUGGCUGCCCAGUGUUACGGCUGUGAGAGCAGGUUCUGGCUCGCCACCAGGAAGCAUCACUGCAGUGGCAGGGAGCCUGUCCAGGAGGUCUGGAACUGCGGUAAUGUGUUCUGCGCCAGCUGCUGCGACCAGAAAAUCCCGGUGCCGAGCCAGCAGUUGUUCGAGCCCAGCCGUGUGUGCAAGAACUGUUAUGGCAGCCUCCGGCUCAGCUCGUCGCCUCUGGACAAACCCAUCGCAGCCAGCUCCAACUGAGCCUCGGGGAGGAGGCGGAUGUUGGCGUAAAGGAGGGCACCACCACCACAACAGAAUGUCCCGUAGACUGUGUGUGUGUAUGUGUGUGUAUGUGCUGCAGAAGUGGACCGGAACGUGUCAUUGCGGUGGCACGAUUGCUCGGCGCGCUUAGCUUUGCAAAGAGGGGGCGUGUUGGAGCAAGUCCCUCGUCGGCCACACGGUGGCGUCGGCGAGCUCAGUGGCCGCGCACCGAGGAGCGAGAAUGGACUUCCUGGUGCCUCGGACCGGGAGGAAACGGGAGUCCUGCCGCAUGUUCUUUAGUCGAGGGGCUUCAAUCCACUUCAAUCAUGACCCCC